AUGGAGGCCACCCGGAGGAUCCCUCUUCCAGAAUCCACUUACAGACAUCUUCUCGGGUGUAGGGAUGAGAUCACGGACCUCUUCCUCAGGAAAUUCAGUUGUGACGCGGAGUUAAGGGGCCCUAAACCCAGCGGGUAUCAAGCUGCAUCAGUCAAGCCUGAAAUAGUUUAUAAGAAGAGAACCUCGGGGGGCCCCGUGGUCAGUGUGUGGAAGGAUGACCUCACUAGGCAGGACGCCGAUGUUGUGGUGAACGCCGCUAAUGAAGAUUUGGAUCAUGCCGGGGGGUUGGCCCGUGCUUUGGUGGAAGCUGGAGGGCCAAUCAUAGAGAAGGACAGCAAAGAAUACAUUAGGGCCAAUGGACGCCUAAAAACUGGAGAGUACGCAGUGACGCAUGCAGGAAAUCUCCCCUGUAAGUGUCUCCUUCAUGCCGUGGGCCCGGUAUGGUUCGAUGACGCAGCCGCCCAAUGCGAGUCUGAGCUCGCCGAAUGCAUCAGGAAUGUGCUGAAAUAUGUGGACAACCACAAGGACAUCGGAUCUGUGGCCAUCCCAGCCGUCAGCUCCGGGAUCUUUGGGUUUCCUCUCCAAAAGUGCGCAAAGAUUAUGGUGGAGACCAUUCACUCGUUCUGCAACCGCGUGACGCAGUCCCAUGUAACGGAGAUCCGGCUGGUGAACAACAUUGAUCUGACUGUCCAAGCCAUGAGAUCCGCCUGUGAAGACAUUUUUGGACGAGGUGAUGACCUCAGUGGCGAGACAUCAGCUUCUGGCAACCAAACGUGGCCGGUGACACGCAGCAUGGGCGCCACACCACAACCUUCAUCAUCAGCGUCCAGCAACAUGACCGGUCAUGGACAGCCCUCAGCACACGGGUCUUCUCCUCACAUGUCACAGUCCAUCACCAUCAACGGCUUAACACUCCACCUGACAAAGGGGCUGAUCCAGGAGCAAACCACGGCAGUGAUUGUGAAUUCGCUCGGCCCCGACCUGAACAUGAAUGGCGGACAGACCUCAACAGCAAUCCUUGCCAAGGCCGGGUAUGAGUUGCAGAUGGAAGUUAAUAAUUAUCGACCCUACUAUCCCUUUCCAACCAUGUUCCCUACAAUGGGAUACAGACUUCCCUGUAACUUCGUCUAUCAUGUGAUCCUGCAGUCUUACUAUCAAAGAAGCCUUCUAGAUGCUGUGGGACAAGCCACCGCACAAUGUCUGAACACCGCACACCAAAAUAACUGCCCCUCAAUCUCAUUUCCUGCACUGGGAACGGGAAAUUUUGGUCUUUCCAAGAAGGAUGUGGCUGACGUCAUGGUGGACGCUGUGAUGAGGUUCGCCGGAGGACAUCGGUGCUCCAUGCAGGUGUAUAUUGUCAUUCACCCGCAGGACACAGAGACUUACAAGGCUUUUCAAGAUCAGUGCAAGUCACAAGGAUGGCCCGAGAUUACAGAGAGCGGAGCCGAGCAGAGAGAUCCCAGACCUGAUGUCCAUGGUAAGUCCUCUGAGUUCACUGAUUCAGAAAUCCCAUGUCUGAUCAUCAAUGGAACAAGCAAUGAAGGUGUAGAGGAAGCCGAGGCCUGGAUGAAGAACGUUCUCCAAACUCAACCCGUCUCCAUACAAAAUAACCUCGUCCUUCUGUUUGGGAAGGAGGAACACGAUAUCCUCUCAUCUUCCGAUUUCCAAGAUGUCUCCAUCGAGGAGAAGCUGAGUAACGGGACAUCAGUUCUGAAGGUCGAUGGUCUCCCCCAGGACAAGGUCAGAGCCGUCAUACAGGUGGAGCGACUCCUCUUAGAUGUACAGGAGAAGCAUGCUGUGACCUUGGAGGAGGAGCUGCUGGAGGCGGCUGUGGUUUGGUUCUAUAGAAAUAAGAGUGGAGUUCGGAGAUAUCCAACCAAAGCCAACCGAGAGCUGGAGAAAGCCUUUGUGACCCAAAGUAACCUCACACUGACAUCAGAACCCCAUCAUGUGAUCUGUAUGAAGGACCUCACAGCAAAGGGGAAGGAUGGAACGUUUCAGCUGCAGAGACAGAAACGAAUUUCCCCGUGUGAUGUCUCCGAGGAACACUGUCAGACGUACCAGCGGGCUGGCAGCGUGAAAACGCGGGUCCACACUGAUUCAGAAAUCCCAUGUCUGAUCAUCAAUGGAACAAGCAAUGAAGGUGUAGAGGAAGCCGAGGCCUGGAUGAAGAACGUUCUCCAAACUCACCCCGUCUCCAUACAAAAUAACCUCGUCCUUCUGUUUGGGAAGGAGGAACACGAUAUCCUCUCAUCUUCCGAUUUCCAAGAUGUCUCCAUCGAGGAGAAGCUGAGUAACGGGACAUCAGUUCUGAAGGUCGAUGGUCUCCCCCAGGACAAGGUCAGAGCCGUCAUACAGGUGGAGCGACUCCUCUUAGAUGUACAGGAGAAGCAUGCUGUGACCUUGGAGGAGGAGCUGCUGGAGGCGGCUGUGGUUUGGUUCUAUAGAAAUAAGAGUGGAGUUCGGAGAUAUCCAACCAAAGCCAACCGAGAGCUGGAGAAAGCCUUUGUGACCCAAAGUGACCUCACACUGACAUCAGAACCCCAUCAUGUGAUCUGUAUGAAGGACCUCACAGCAAAGGGGAAGGAUGGAACGUUUCAGCUGCAGAGACAGAAACGAAUUUCCCCGUGUGAUGUCUCCGAGGAACACUGUCAGACGUACCAGCGGGCUGGCAGCGUGGCUGACCGCUUUGUAGAUCCUCAGUACACAUCAAGCUUUUUUUUGGGAUAUCGGAACCACAUUUGCACUUCGCCGGUCAGUUGGAACCGUUCCAGUCAUGAAGGAGUCCUUGAAAUCAGGAAGGGCAGCUUGUCCAUCACCGAGCUAAGCUCCCCGAGGACUCGUGGGUCCAUCACCGGCAGUCCCAUGAAUGUUCAGAAGGGGCGCCGUCCUGAAGAUUCACUCUCACUUGUUGUUCCGGUGGAUUCUACCAGUCAGGAAUUCCGGGACCACGCUGAUACAUUCAGGAGAGAGAGACUUACUCUGGUCAAGAUGGAGAAGAUCGAUAACGGAUAUCUGUCAGACAUCUUCCAGUCCAAGAAGGGGGUAAAACCGUCCGAUAAGAGAACCUGCCUGUUAUACCAGCUGGUCCCCAGACAGUUCUCCGGGCUCGUCUGUGAUGUCGGCUUUCAGAGGAUUUUCAGCAAUCCCAAAGAUCCCAGGUUCGGUCAGGGCAUUUACUUCACAGACACCCCUAGGAGGACUCUAGAUUGCUUCCAGACCCCGGAGGAGCAAGGCGGCCUCCUCCAUUUCUUCCAGGCGGAGGUUCUGAGUGACAGCUCUUCAGACGGUAGAGACGCACCAGUUCUGGUUCCUAAGAAGCCAUCGCACCGAUCCAAACCGGACGACAUUUUGGAUUUGUGUGAAAGUUUGGUAAAUUCCACCUUAUUCCCGUCCGUUUACGUCAUACCCGACAGUUUCCGAGCCAAUCCUCGGUGUCUGUUCACCUGCAGACGGCAAGGAGUAUAUUCUUCCCGUAUCUAA
Messenger RNA from Nanorana parkeri, 3483 nucleotides. RefSeq names its product poly [ADP-ribose] polymerase 9-like. Gene Ontology annotation, biological process: positive regulation of type II interferon-mediated signaling pathway; negative regulation of gene expression. The coding region runs from base 1 to 3483 and encodes 1160 amino acids. Gene Ontology annotation, cellular component: nucleus; cytoplasm. NCBI's taxonomy places the organism in Eukaryota, Metazoa, Chordata, Amphibia, Anura, Dicroglossidae. Gene Ontology annotation, molecular function: transcription corepressor activity; ubiquitin-like protein ligase binding. The record is from RefSeq and is a predicted model, not a curated record. The transcript is spliced from 12 exons.